Prunus armeniaca (apricot) is the source of this 237-nucleotide messenger RNA. NCBI's taxonomy places the organism in Eukaryota, Viridiplantae, Streptophyta, Magnoliopsida, Rosales, Rosaceae. The record is from the annotation of a GenBank genome assembly.
AUGUCCAGUAGGGUUGAGGCCAUAAGGCCUACACAGAAGUCAACGUGUUGCUGGCAGAAUUCCAAAGUAGAAGGCGGCAGCGAGCAGAUUCUCGUCCCUAUUGAUAGAUUGUUUGGACAAGAGGAAUGCAUCAUAAAUUCCAGCCAUUUUCCAGUGAGCCCCAUAUCUCGGAAUGAGCCUGUCAAUCCAGUCAGCCCACUUCACUGGACUGUUUCUCACUUCACUCGAGGAGAAUGA